AGUUGUCUACUGGCUAUCAUCAAAGGAUAUUACAAGGAAAAGCAGUCACCUAGGAAUGGAUCUGUGGUUCUCAUGUUUGGGGUGGGGUCUUCCCUUACCCUUCCUUUCUGACCUAACCAAACCUCAUUUCUUCUCCAUUCAACACCUUCAGCACGCUCUCCUUCAGGGAUGCUGGGAAAUUCGUUAGCUUCGUCUUUGUUGACAUUUGAUUCUGCUACUUCUUGUUUUUGUGUUCCUGAUGCUGCAACAUCUGCACCAAAUAUUGUACCAUUCAGCGUAACCUUCUCGAGUAGGCUCCCACAGACAGUGAUAAGGAGAGUUGGUAGCUCCCAUUUUUCUCCUCAUAAAUGGGCAAUAAAUGUAAACGCAGAGGGAAAGACAUGGGAAGCAUGCAGGCAAGCGUUGUCGGCAUUUGGUUUCAGCGAUGAGGAGGAAGACAAGAUACUUGGAAAGGCAUUCGGGCACGUCCACUCCCCGUAUUGGGGUGAAGAACGCAAGAAGGAAGAACCAAGGUUCGAAAUCAUUAAUGAAAUAUUAGAAUAUCUGAGAAGCCUAGGUCUGUCAGACGAUGAUCUGCGCAAAUUGCUGAAGAAAUUUCCUGAAGUUCUUGGAUGUGAUAUCGAACACGAGUUGAGAACAAAUGUACAGAUACUGGAAAAGGAUUGGGGAAUAAAAGGUAAAUCUCUUAAAAAUCUUCUUCUUAGGAAUCCCAAAGUGUUGGGUUACAAUGUGGAUUGUAAGGGAGAUUGUAUGGCGCAAUGUACUCGAUGCUGGGUGAGGUUCUAGCCUUCUUAAAAUUGAAUAUAUAUAUAUAUUUCAUACGAAGGGAGCAUAUAGAUGUGGUGGUGUUAAUUUUUAAGCUCCGUGUGAUUCUUCAAUAAUUGAAUGUAGUCUAAGCUACCUUUUACCUCUUGAUAUCUAUUAACCUAAUCUUAUGUUUGGGUACAAGUGACCAAUAAAGUAUGGAAUUCUAUUUACUAAA
This is a messenger RNA of Gossypium raimondii (Peruvian cotton), 982 nucleotides long. RefSeq lists its product as uncharacterized. Lineage: Eukaryota; Viridiplantae; Streptophyta; Magnoliopsida; Malvales; Malvaceae. The coding region runs from base 169 to 786 and encodes 205 amino acids. Gene Ontology annotation, biological process: regulation of DNA-templated transcription. The record is from RefSeq and is a predicted model, not a curated record. Gene Ontology annotation, molecular function: double-stranded DNA binding. The transcript has 3 exons.